GAGAGGAAGGCGCUCGGGCGGAAGACGAAGCCACAAAGCAGCCUGCAACUGCUUUGUUUACAGGGUCCCUGGUGGAUUUUGCCUCUUCUGCUAAAGUAGGAUGAAACAAGGAAAGAAACCAGGCAUCCAACUGUCCACACGGUGACUGCCUUAACCUUAAGGACUUAAUUUGUCUUGGAGGAGGAGUCCUCCCACCACCACCAGAGAUGUUUUUGGAUCUGCUUCUGACACGGACAACCCGGGUGUCGAGGAGCUGGAAUCUCUUUGGUACAGGUUUUCUCCUAACAGCCGGCCUCCUGUGCUUAUGUGUUACCCCGACCCGGGCAUUUUUUGGCAACGUCUCCAUUGUGUCAAUCCCCGAGUUCCCAGCUGAGGGCGGGAAUGUCACGCUCUCCGUGCAAGGUGUGGCGGGCUCCAUCCGCGAGAUCAGCUGGUACCGAGGGCUGGCGACGGAUGGGAACACCAGAAUCUUCUCCUACUUUCCUGGAACCACCCGCGUGCAGCGCAACGGUGUCCAAUACACACAGAGGGAAUUCGGCUUCCCCAACGGCUCUCUGCUCAUCAGUGCGGUUCGUCUCAGUGACAUCAGACCCUACACGGUGCUUAUCUUGGUGCGGCCCAAAGGAACCCUCAAGGGCACCUUUGAUCUGGAGUUAGCAAGAUCGGGGACCACCCGUCCAGCUCCAACACUGCCCACCACAGACAUGCCGUCCAUCAAGGAGCCAACAAAAGUCCCGUUGAUGCUGGGUUGGAUUGUGGCUGGAGUCGUGGUGGGGGUUCUGCUAUCCGGGGCCCUGGGUGCCGUCCUGGUCUACCGGUUUGUCCUAUACAAGGCACAAUCUGACACAGGGAUGGCAGGAAAACUGGAUCCAAAGAUGAAAAUGCCCCCCCUGCCCAAACACGCCUCUUCCGGGGACCUGCCCCAAGUUGGACUCAAACUAUAUGGAGUUACUGCGCAGGGCGGAAUCGAUUUACUCCGAGAUCAAGAGGUGAUUCUCCGGCUUGACAAAUGCUUCCUUCUCCCCAACACAUCUGCCCCCCAGGGAAACGACCCAUUCCAACAUCAUGGGAUGCAAGUAAUCAAUCUCCUGUACUUCUGCCCUGCCUUGCCCUCUGCCGAUGGGACCCACAAUCCUUUCUCCGCAAGACCAUGAAUAUCGCAAGGAUGUUUGAUCCACCGACUACGUUCAAAGGGAUUUUAUCUUGAUGGAACUGAAGGGCAGAAAGGCAGUUGCUGUGAGCUGGGCAGUUCGCUCUUGUCUCUUCCCCGAAAAGUGGAGUGUUGUGGUUGAUUCAAAGGGACAGUCCCUCACUCAGGGAUCCUGGGGUGAGGGAGGGAGAGAGGGACAGGUGCCCUGAAAGGCCUUUGGAUGGUUGGUGCUAGGGCCUCUCCAUCUAGAAGUACCCAAGGGCUGUCUCCACGCUACAUAGGACUGGGCCAGUUUAACUGUGGUCUCCUUUCUCACCAGAGAAUUCUGGAACUGUAUUUCUGUGACAGGGCAUGGGGGCUUUGGUUGGGGGGCUAGACUGCUCUCUCUCUCUUGCCGUGUCUCUCACUUUUACUUAGUACCCUCACCAAACUACAAAUCCCAAGAUUCUUUGGGGCAAGCCAGGACAGUGAAGUGGAGCAAACAUUACCGCUUUGCAGUGUAGUUAUACUCAGUUUUGAGUUCACAUUUGGACAUUCACAGUCACAGCAGCUCAGUUCAGAAAUCCGCUAUGGAAUCAUGUGAGUUUGGAUUUUUACGAAUCCGACCGGCGGAUUCCA
Messenger RNA from Elgaria multicarinata webbii, 1768 nucleotides. RefSeq names its product CEA cell adhesion molecule 19 (gene CEACAM19). Bases 207 to 1154 code for a protein of 315 amino acids. The record is from RefSeq and is a predicted model, not a curated record. NCBI's taxonomy places the organism in Eukaryota, Metazoa, Chordata, Lepidosauria, Squamata, Anguidae. The transcript is spliced from 7 exons.